AUGAUUCUGAACAUUCUCCGCUUGUCGACGGACCAGCCGACGACCUCUUCGGCGGCGUCGGAAGUGCACGAUUUCCCAGUCGUUCAUUUUUCGCCACGUCGUCAUCAAAAGUUCCGGACGAUCAUCAGUGUCGGCGACGCGGAAGUGAUCAAAGACUCGGCGUGCACCGAGCAGGAGUUGCACGAUAUUAUCCACGCGCGCAAACCGUCGAGCAUUUCGUCGACCGACUCGGGAUAUCAUGGAUCCGCGUGUACGCGCAGUCGCGACGGCUCCUCGAUCAGCUCGACGAUCACGGUGGAUCGGAGCCGGCGCGGCGGAUCGACGACCUCUUCGGAGCACUCGGAGGACUCGGCCACGUCGGAAGGAAGCUUCGCGUCGAUCACGUCGACCGCGUCGCGCAUCCUCAGUCGCGCCGCCGAUUGUCUUGUGUUGAUGACACGGCGAAACGGAUGGAGUCAUGGUAAUUGGGCGAAAAAGAGUGACCGGAUAUAUCUGUUGUUGUUUUUGCAAAAUAUAUGUUCGACGAACCAUUUUUAAAAGCAAGUUUGCAGCUGGCUCGCCGGCCGACGAGAAAGGAUCGCUGGACGCGCAAUCGUGGACGACCGCCAUCCAAUCGGCACUGAUGCCCGUCACUCCGCAGAGCUCGGUGGCCGGCAAACGGGUCGACAAAUUGAAAGUGCCCACUGAAGGUAAACCGUCAUUUUUAGGCCAAAUUGUGAGAAAAUUGAGUGCUAUCGCCGCUUUUGGAAGAGGUUAAAGCGAAUUUUGAACAAAAUUUGAGGGCCCUCUUUUAAGACUACCUAAAUUUACCAGAAAACUAGAAAAAAUGUCUUCGGAACAUCGUAUUCGUCUAAUUUCUGUACCCGGAUCACUAAAAUGACAGUAAAAUGCGAUUUUAGUUUACGACUCUUUUCCUUUUUCGCUCAAACGAUUCUCAAAGUGAUCUUUUGUCGCGUGUCCGUUCGUGGUGUGACCGUCUGGCCAAUUUUACGGUCCGCCCGACCAUUUCCGCUACUAUCCGUCGGUCGGUCAUAAAAACAUUUUGGACCCAGAAGAAGACGACUUUUUUUUUCAUUUUUUCAACCGGUCCGAAGAUGGCAAUGUGAUUGACGAACGGAUAAUUUCGGACGAACUUGGGACCGAGUGUUGAUCGGCAAGAAACGUGCAAAGACGGAUCGGGCUAUUGUCGGUUUGCACUUACUUUUUGGCGAAAACAUGGCAUAUGUACGCCCUUUUUGGCCUCAUUGACAAGGAACUGGAUUAUUGUCGAAAAAAGUGUAGAAUAGUGAGAAGAGGAAGACAAAAGGGGCCUGGAAUUCCAGACAAGACACGUCAUAGUGAGAAAGUGGAUGAUUCUAGGCGAAAUUAUGAAUAUCAUUAUCGAAAAUUGCAGGAGAAACGGGUCACCUGGGCGCGAAGAUUCAGACGGAACAGGAAUUCUCGCAACUCUAUCAAAUAUUCGCCGAGGAGAUUCUUGGCUCGGGCCAAUUCGGCACCGUCUACGGCGGAAUUCGACGGCAGACGGGCCAACACGUGGCAGUCAAACUGAUUGAUAAGCUCAAAUUUCCGCCCAACAAGGAGGAUUUGCUCAGGACCGAAGUGCACAUUUUGGAGGUGAGCGGAAUUCGCGGAAAAAAAAUGAAUGGUGUUUUCAUGAACACUUUUUUUCUGAACACCCUUGGUUUUUCACUGUUUUUGACGUGUUCGCCAGUUCAAAAACCCCAAGCCAACUGUAAAUGUGCGUCAAGUAUGGUUUUGACACGGCCUUCGGGCAUGGAAACCCUAAUUUACGCAGUAUUACACGAAAAACGUCAAGCGGAUAAAUGUCAAGUGCGACUUUGUGCCGAGCAUCCUUUUGUGUGUGUGAAAUUGUAAACUUUUGCAGCAAGUGGAGCAUCCGGGCGUCGUGAAAUUCAUGCAAAUGCUCGAGACGACCGACCGCAUCUUCGUGGUGAUGGAAAAGUUGAAGGGCGACAUGCUCGAGAUGAUAUUGUCCAGCGAGAAGGGACGACUCUCCGAGCGCACCACCCAGUUCCUCGUUGCGCAGAUUCUCGAGGCGUUGAGGUAAAGAAAAUUUGCAAUUUUUAUGUUCAGGCCCGGGCGAACGAUUCUGCUUCCCGCUGUCUAUGUGAAAAUGAUUACAAAAAAUCUGGAGGCGAGAGAGAGAGGCGAUUAGUGGGCGAAAAAGCGAGACGCAGGCGCGAAAUCUCUUGCGUCUGCGUCUCAGCACUCUCACACGCUACUCGCCUUUCCCUCUCUCGCCAAUAGUCUUUUUUGCGUUUCAACCGCUACUGCGCCCAGGCCUAUUUUCUAAUAAAUUUGUGCAUUCUCAAUAAGAAUUGCGAGUUUGCUACCGAUUUGACCGGAAAUUUGAAUGCUUGCAGAUAUCUGCAUCACCUGAACAUUGUGCAUUGCGAUCUCAAACCGGAAAACAUUUUGCUCAAUUCCAACUCGGACUUUCCACAGGUACUGUUUUCCCUAUUUCGCCCCGCCGAAAUCCUGUCAUUUUCAGGUAAAAUUGUGCGAUUUCGGAUUCGCGCGAAUCAUUGGCGAGAAGAGUUUCCGACGAAGUGUCGUCGGAACGCCCGCCUAUUUGGCGCCCGAGGUACGCUCGAAAGUCGCUUUUUUAUCACCAUCUAAACAUAAUUUCUUUUGUCCAGGUGCUGCGCAACAAGGGCUUCAAUCGCUCGCUGGACAUGUGGAGCGUGGGCGUGAUCGUCUACGUGUCACUGUCGGGAACGUUUCCGUUCAACGAGGACGAGGACAUCAACGAUCAGAUACAGAACGCCGAGUUCAUGUAUCCGCCGACGCCGUGGAAAGAGAUCUCCGAGAAUGGUAAACGGUUUGAAGCUGAUAUUAUUGAAACGAGUUGUAUUGCAGCCAUCGAAUUCAUCAACGGACUGUUGCAAGUGAAGAUGAGCAAACGGUACACGGUCGCGAAGGCCGCCUCGCACAUUUGGAUGCAGGUUUGCACUGUUGAAAGUUUAUCGCCCUUGGAAAUUUAAUUGUUGCAGAAUUACACAAUUUGGUCGGACCUACGAGUGCUCGAAAAGUCGGUCGGGCAGAGGUUCGUGACGCACGAGUCGGACGACGUGAGAUGGCACGCGUAUGAGAAGGAGAACAAUGUGACGCCCGUCUACGUCUGA
Messenger RNA from Caenorhabditis sp. 36 PRJEB53466, 3146 nucleotides. NCBI's taxonomy places the organism in Eukaryota, Metazoa, Nematoda, Chromadorea, Rhabditida, Rhabditidae. The record is from the annotation of a GenBank genome assembly.